AUGGUCUGUGACGUCAAAUGGCGGCCGUCGCUUCAGCAAGCCGCAUCUCGAGAUUCGUAUCUCUUUGGUGGGCCUACCCAGAUGGUCAGUCAACUGCUUUUCGAUGGCAUGUAUGACCUCUUGUCCUUCGACCACGAUGCCAAACAUUACGUGCUCGCCGUUCAGGCUCGGCGUGGACCUGGUCGUUAUGAAAAACUGACAUCCGUUCGUGUCUGGACCUGCGCAGCAGAUAGAAAAAAAUGUCACUUGACUACAGUUUGUGUUGAGCGUCAAUUGAUUACCAUGUUCCUUGGGGAUAAUUAUUUAAGUCAUAAAUCUUUUCGUGGAAUGAGGUGCAAGGGACAAGGGAAGGUGGACUGA
Molecule: messenger RNA, 360 nt
Organism: Macrosiphum euphorbiae (potato aphid)
Lineage: Eukaryota; Metazoa; Arthropoda; Insecta; Hemiptera; Aphididae
Source: the annotation of a GenBank genome assembly